Messenger RNA from Phanerochaete carnosa HHB-10118-sp, 1891 nucleotides. RefSeq lists its product as uncharacterized. The transcript is spliced from 10 exons. Bases 135 to 1295 code for a protein of 386 amino acids. The record is from RefSeq and is a predicted model, not a curated record. Lineage: Eukaryota; Fungi; Basidiomycota; Agaricomycetes; Polyporales; Phanerochaetaceae.
GAAAUUCAAAAUCUGAGGCCCUGAGAAUCGGACUAACGAGUCCGCGGUUUGCAGUAUAUAAGACACGUAGAUAUUCACUAUGCUGGCCACAGAGCUAGUUCCUCCACACAUCUCAACUCGAUUCCUCACGCACUAUGAGUGGUAUCUGGUCAACCCCUCCUGAGCCUUCCACCAAGCUCGGCCGCCACCGGCAGCUGGCACCUCUGGCGGGCGUGCAUGUCUCACCUAUCCAGCUCGGUGCCAUGAGCAUUGGCGACAAGUGGCAACAGUACGGCAUGGGCACGAUGGACAAGGAGAGCAGUUUUAAGCUGCUUGACGCAUUCUUCGACGCCGGUGGCAACUUCAUUGAUACAGCCAACGGCUAUCAAGAUGAGACAUCCGAGCUUUUCAUCGGAGAAUGGAUGGAAAAGCGCGACAACCGCGAACAGAUCGUUCUCGCCACCAAGUACUCGACCAAUUACAAGCGCGCCGCUCCAUUCAGCGAGAUUUCUCAGAAGACUCAGUACAUCGGCAACAGCCUCAAGUCGAUGCACAACUCCUUGAACGCGUCGCUUAAGAAGCUACACACGGACUACGUCGACAUCUUUUACGUGCACUGGUGGGAUUACACCACCAGCGUCGAAGAGGUCAUGAACGGCCUGCACAAUCUUGUCGUACAGGGCAAGGUGCUCUACCUUGGUGUCUCCGAUACGCCUGCCUGGAUCGUCUCAAAGGCUAACACCUAUGCGCGCUUGACUGGCAAGACGCCAUUCUCCAUCUAUCAAGGAGCGUGGAACAUCAUGCAACGCGAUUUCGAGCGCGACAUUUUGCCUAUGGCUGUCCAAGAAGGUAUGGCGCUGGCGCCCUGGAAUGUCCUUGCCGGCGGCAAGAUUCGCACAGAUGCGGAAGAGCAACGUCGCCUCGAGUCAGGCGAGGGUGGUCGCACGCUAUACAGUGAUUGGAAGCGUACCGAGGAUCAGCGACAGGUCUGCUCGGCUCUCGAGAAAGUCGCCGCGGACAUUGGUGCAAAGAGCCUCACCUCUGUCGCCAUCGCAUACGUCAUGCAAAAGGCCCCGUACGUCUUCCCUAUCAUUGGCGGACGCAAGAUCGAACACAUGUACCAAAACUUGGAGGCGCUCGAUAUUUCUCUCACCCCCGAGCAAAUCAAGGUCCUUGAUGAUAUCGUUCCAUUCGACAAAGGCUUCCCCUUCACCCCCUUCGGCGAUGGAUCCGACUACAAUCGUAUAUACAAGUCUGCAGGUCACUUCGAUAAGUGGCCCGCUCCCCAGGCGAUUCGUCCUGCGUCGAAGCAGUAGUCAUCAAGACACUUUGGCCGAUGAGUUUAUGUAUAUAGUGCAAGACUUCACACCAAGUGCAUCUGAAAAUUACACGUAUCUCUGACUCCCAAUAAAGCACACGCACGCAAAUUUAAGAUCUGACUGGCUUGGCACCAUCACGGCGUCGAGUUCGACUUGAAGCCGGCGGGCACUCCGCGGGACUCCUGUAGCCACAGCCAUGUCGAUUCAUAUAAACUCAUCGAGUACCAGGCUAUACCCCCUACGAAAGUUUCGUGCGCAACUCUAAGUUAACUACCGGCUGGGGAUCAUGGUGGCGCACUGCAAGGCCCGACUGGCCGGAGUUCGGCUCGAACACACUACACGCAUGGGCCAUCAUUCAACAUAACAGAACCGGUGGCCAAAACAUACAGAAUUCUAUCUAUGAUGGCGAGUUUGAUGCAGUAUUCUCCGCCUGGUCUUGACCCUAUCUAUACUCUCAGUAUCUGGCCAUGGGAUCGGCUGGCACCACCUGAGGCAAUGUCUUAUGUACAAUCUCUUUGGAAGUCAUUAAUUGACCUCCACUGCAGAGUCGAUCGCAAGUUUGACUUCAAAGUGCUAUUUCUCGUAUUUCUCGU